Molecule: messenger RNA, 2778 nt
Organism: Cucurbita pepo subsp. pepo (vegetable marrow)
Lineage: Eukaryota; Viridiplantae; Streptophyta; Magnoliopsida; Cucurbitales; Cucurbitaceae
Product: serine/threonine-protein kinase-like protein CCR1
Biological process (GO): protein phosphorylation
Molecular function (GO): ATP binding; protein binding; protein kinase activity
Source: RefSeq, a predicted model, not a curated record
UCGGAUCAUCUCCCUGCCGCCACUCUUACAGUAACUAUGUCCAGUAGUUUCAGAUGCCCAAUGGGUCUAAUCUAAUUCCCUGCCGUAAAAAAAUGGCGAAAUCCACGUUCUCUCAUUUCCUUUUUACCAUUUCAUUGUCUUCUUAUUCUUCUUACUUGAGCAGCAAACCAAUAUAUCUUCACACAACCCACUCACAUACUCUGUUUUCAGUCCAUGACACCGUUGAAUCCAUUCCAGAGCAACCCACCAGCGUGAGUAGCUUCGCUAAAUCAUGGGAAUCGAUCAUACCCUUUUCAAAUCUUGUAAAUAUCUUCCAACCCUUUGUGUUUUUUUGCAAGUUUUCUUCGUUUUCGCAUCUGGGUUUGGAUCAAUGGCGCCUAUUUCAGCCGCAUUUGGUCCAGAUGGAUUCUUCUGCGCCAUUGAUGCCAGUGGUAAACAGGAAGUUAUUUGUUGGGGCAAAAAUAGCUCGUCUCUUUCACCUUCUUCCUCAUCUUCCACCUCCAUCUUCUCCGUCGCUAUCCCCCCAAUGGCCGCUCUCUCCGGCGGCGAGGGGUUUCUUUGCGGCAUUUUAGCAAACACUUCGCGUGCGUAUUGUUGGGGUUCGAUAAAUCCAGGUAUAGAUCUCGUCCCAUUGGAUUUUCGAAACACGGCUUAUUCGCAUAUUGCCGCGGGAAAAAGCCAUGUUUGUGCAAUUAGAGGAUCCUAUUAUUCUGAUAGCGAUUCAGGUCCUAUAGAUUGUUGGGAUGUUUCAAGAGCUUCAAAUAAGAAUACCCUGAUCUCUAAACAGAGUUCUCUGUUUUAUAAUCAAUCGAUUGCCAGCCUUGUCUUCAAAAGGGUUGUUUCCGGUGAAGGAUUUAGCUGCGCCGAGCUUCGUGAUGGAGGGAUUCUUUGCUGGGGACCAAAUUCCAACACUCUCGAUGUUUCUAAUGUUUCUGAAAACUACAUCGUACUAGCCGCCGGAAAAGAUGCUGUUUGUGGAAUCUCAGAGGUUUCCGGUCGAGUUAAAUGUUGGGGCAACGCCGAUUCAUUCAUUGGCCUUCCGACAGCCACUGGAUACGUAACGUUGACCGCUGGAGAGCAACAUUUCUGCGGCAUCCGAUGGGAUACUCACGAAGUGGACUGUUGGGGUAGCUUGAAUUCAUCUUCGAUUCCUGAAAACACAGGAUUUAUGGCAAUUGCUUCCUCUGAUCGAUCAAUCUGUGGCAUUAGAGAAGAUAAUCUUGUUCUUGAUUGUUGGUUUUCUCAUUCUUCUGAGGCUCCUCCUGGCAAUGAUCCUCCAUUGGAGCUUUGUAGCCCAGGGCUAUGCGCUCCAGGGCCUUGCCGUGAAGGGGAAUUCUCUUUCAAUGCCAGUAUUCUAAAUGAACCAGAUUUGAAAAGCUUGUGUGUAAGGAAGGAUCUGAACAUUUGUUCACGUUGUGGAGUGAAUUGCUCAAAUGGGUUCUUCUUAUCUAGCCCUUGUACUCAAAAUUCUGAUAGGAUUUGCUCUGCUUGUUCUCUAUGCCAGAACAGUUCUUGUUGGGAUAUCUGUGGAGUUCAGUCAUCUCCUGAAUCCAAGCAGAAGAAUUGGCAUCAAUGGCGUAGUAUAUUGCUGAUAAUCGGCGGUUCGGUAGCUGGAUUAGUCCUGAUUCUUCUCGGUUGGUGUCUUCAUCCUCGCGUUAUCGCUUCGAAGGACGAGAGCAAGAAACAACACAAGUCGGAGCUGGAGACUGGUACUGAAACUGAUUCUUGUGCUCCAUUGGCUCCGCCUUGUCCCGGGAUUGCUCAGAUUUUUCGACUUUCAGAGUUAAAGGAUGCAACCAAUGGGUUCAAGGAGUUUAAUGAGCUUGGUAGGGGAAGAUAUGGCUUUGUUUACAAGGCUGUGUUAGCUGAUGGGCAGCAGGUUGCAGUGAAGAGGGCUAAUGCUGCUACCAUCAUUCAUACCAAUAGCAGGGACUUUGAAAUGGAGUUGGAUAUCCUUUGUAAGAUAAGGCAUUGUAAUAUUGUGAAUCUGUUGGGGUACUGUUCUGAGAUGGGAGAAAGGCUUCUUGUUUAUGAAUACAUGCCGCACGGGACGCUUUACGAUCAUCUCCAUGGCGGGCUUUCUCCUUUGAAUUGGAUGCUUAGGUUGAAGAUAGCGAUGCAGGCAGCGAGGGGUUUGGAGUAUCUGCAUAAGGAACUCGUGCCUCCUGUCGUGCAUCGAAAUGUCAAAACUUCGAACAUUCUUUUGGAUUCCCAUUGGGGUGCUAGAAUUGCAGACUUUGGGCUUAUUACAUCAAACGACGACGACAUUAGCGGGGAUUUAACGAGUGAUGUUUAUGACUUUGGAAUUGUGCUGCUAGAGAUCAUCAGUGGAAGGAAGGCUUAUGACAGAGAUUAUACACCUUCAAGCAUAGUUGAAUGGGCAGUGCUUUUGAUCAAGCAGGGUAAGGCUGCAGCGAUUAUAGACCGAUACACCGCGCUACCGAGAAACGUUGAACCUCUGCUUAAACUUGUUGAUAUAGCGGAAUUGGCUGUAAGAGGAAAGGCCAGUGAGCGACCGACGAUCUCUGAUAUCGCAUCUUGGUUAGAGCAAAUUGUUAAAGAUGGGUUGAUCUUAUAAUCGUAGUUAGUACCCUAACACGGGUGCUCGGGUUCGAAACAUACGUUUUGAUCGAUGGGACGGAACAUAUUCUUUUACAGCUUAUGUGAGUGCUGCUCUCUCUUCAACUGUAAAUUAGUUUUUGAGCUUCAGCUUGUACAUGGACACAUACUUCAUUGUUACACUAUUUCUUUCAAUAAAGGACUUGCCAUUUCUGAGCA